CACUCUAGCAGCCAGGGAAAGAAAAUAAAAAAGGAAAGCGGAGACAAGCAGUGUCUGUCUUGGUCUUGGCCCAAGUCGCCGCGAAGUCGUAGUGUCACUGCGACGCCGUAGUGGCUUCCAUCGCGAAACCCUAAAGAGACCAUUCUUGACCAGAUCCGACCUCUCUCUCUCUCUCUCUCGAGAGGCUGUUUCACCUGGGCUGGAUGGACCAGUACGAGAAAGUUGAGAAGAUUGGCGAAGGGACCUAUGGUGUGGUCUAUAAGGGUCGUGACCUUUCGACCAAUGAGACUAUAGCUUUAAAGAAGAUUCGCUUGGAGCAGGAAGAUGAGGGAGUACCAAGCACCGCAAUACGAGAAAUCUCCCUCUUGAAAGAAAUGCAGCAUGUGAACAUUGUCAAGUUACAGGACGUGGUGCAUAGUGAGAAGCGCUUGUAUCUGGUUUUCGAGUACCUUGACUUGGAUCUGAAGAAGCACAUGGAUUCAUCUCCAGACUUCGGAAAGGAUCUACGUCAAGUGAAAAUGUUCCUUCAUCAAAUUCUCCGUGGCAUUGCUUAUUGCCAUUCCCAUAGAGUUCUUCAUCGAGAUCUGAAACCUCAGAAUUUGCUAUUAGAUCGCAGCGCCAAUGUACUAAAGCUUGCAGACUUUGGACUGGCCAGAGCAUUUGGUAUUCCUGUCAGGACAUUUACACAUGAGGUGGUGACCCUGUGGUACAGAGCUCCAGAAAUAUUGCUUGGAUCCCGCCAUUACUCUACCCCUGUUGAUGUUUGGUCGGUGGGUUGCAUAUUUGCCGAGAUGGUUAACCAACGGCCACUAUUUCCUGGGGACUCUGAAAUUGAUGAACUGUUUAGGAUUUUCAGAGUCUUGGGCACCCCAAACGAGGAUACAUGGCCUGGAGUGACUUCUUUGCCUGAUUAUAAAUCUGCUUUUCCCAAAUGGCCUUCUAAGGAUCUGGCAGCUGUAGUUCCAAAUCUUGAUUCAGCUGGAGUUGAUCUUCUUUCCAAAAUGCUUUGCUUGGACCCCAGCAGAAGAAUUACAGCCAGGAUUGCUCUUGAGCAUGAAUACUUCAAAGAUAUUGGAUUUGUACCCUGAUUCUCUGUAACCAUUCUCGUGGCAGAGAAGUGUCUAUAUUAAUGUGUAGCGUUCUAUUAUUGCUUUUGAUUGUGUGAGAAAUAUUUGUGCUUUCUUUCGCUGCGAUUUCUUCUUUUCACAUUUUCCUUGGAUUGAGUUUUAGAUUAAUUUGAUUUGGUUUUGGACGGAUACAUUGGAAUCAACUAGAGUCUGCUUCAUUUCUUCU
This is a messenger RNA of Alnus glutinosa, 1293 nucleotides long. RefSeq names its product cell division control protein 2 homolog. The coding region runs from base 204 to 1088 and encodes 294 amino acids. Lineage: Eukaryota; Viridiplantae; Streptophyta; Magnoliopsida; Fagales; Betulaceae. Gene Ontology annotation, molecular function: ATP binding; cyclin binding; cyclin-dependent protein serine/threonine kinase activity. The record is from RefSeq and is a predicted model, not a curated record. The transcript has 9 exons. Gene Ontology annotation, cellular component: cyclin-dependent protein kinase holoenzyme complex; cytoplasm; nucleus. Gene Ontology annotation, biological process: regulation of meiotic cell cycle; regulation of G2/M transition of mitotic cell cycle; protein phosphorylation.